UCACCUCCUUACCUAAAACCCUUUGCUUCAAAUCUCCCCUUUUAUGAUUUCUAGGGUUUUAUAACAUUUCCCCAAUUACUAUCUCUCUACAAACCCUAAUUCCCUUUUGCUCCGACAAUUUCUAGGGUUUAGUAAAAUCAUGUAUCUCUACAAUCUCACACUUCAACAAGCUACAGGCAUUGUUUGUGCAAUCAAUGGCAGCUUCACUGGUGGCAAGUCCCAAGAAAUUGUUGUAGCUCGUGGCAAAGUUCUUGAUCUUUUAAGGCCUGAUGAUAAUGGUAAGAUUCAAACUAUUUUAUCUGUCGAAAUUUUCGGUGCUAUUCGUUCUUUAGCUCAGUUUCGAUUAACGGGUGCUCAUAAAGAUUAUAUUGUUGUUGGUUCUGAUUCUGGUAGAAUUGUUAUAUUGGAAUAUAAUAAGGAGAAGAAUGUGUUUGAUAAAAUUCACCAAGAGACUUUCGGGAAAUCAGGGUGUAGGAGGAUUGUUCCGGGGCAGUAUUUGGGGAUUGACCCGAAAGGGAGGGCGGUAAUGGUUGGUGCGUGUGAGAAGCAAAAGUUGGUUUAUGUGUUGAAUAGGGACACGUCGGCUAGGUUAACUAUUUCGUCGCCUUUAGAGGCGCACAAGUCGCAUACGAUUGUGUAUUCGAUUGUUGGGGUGGAUUGUGGGUUUGAUAAUCCGAUUUUUGCGGCAAUUGAGUUGGAUUAUUCGGAGGCAGACCAGGAUUCGACGGGGCAGGCGGCUAGUGAGGCGCAGAAGCACUUGACGUUUUAUGAGCUGGAUUUAGGGCUUAAUCAUGUCUCGAGGAAGUGGUCGGAGCAGGUUGACAAUGGGGCGAAUAUGCUUGUUACGGUCCCUGGUGGGGGAGAUGGGCCUAGUGGUGUGCUUGUUUGUGCGGAGAAUUUUGUGAUUUAUAAGAAUCAAGGGCAUCCUGAUGUAAGGGCUGUGAUUCCUAGACGAGCUGAUUUGCCUGCUGAGCGUGGGGUUUUGAUUGUUUCGGCUGCUAUGCACAAACAGAAGUCAAUGUUUUUCUUUUUGUUACAGACAGAGUACGGUGAUGUUUUUAAGGUUACACUUGACCAUGAUAAUGAACGUGUUUCUGAGCUAAAAAUUAAGUAUUUUGACACUAUCCCGGUUACCUCUUCUUUGUGUGUGCUGAAACUGGGGUUUCUCUUUGCUGCAUCUGAGUUUGGAAAUCAUGGUUUGUAUCAGUUUCAAGCAAUUGGAGAUGAUCCUGAUGUGGAAUCUUCAUCUGCUACUUUAAUGGAAACAGAAGAAGGUUUUCAACCUGUAUUUUUUCAACCUAGAGGACUGAAGAACCUUGUCAGGAUUGAUCAGGUGGAGAGUUUGAUGCCAAUAAUGGAUAUGAAAGUAACAAAUCUUUUCGAGGAAGAGACUCCUCAAAUAUUUUCGCUUUGCGGGAGAGGGCCUCGGUCUUCACUACGUAUACUAAGACCAGGUUUAGCAAUCAGCGAAAUGGCUGUGUCCCAGCUUCCUGGUGUUCCUAGUGCAGUCUGGACUGUGAAAAAGAAUGUAAAUGAUGAAUUUGAUGCAUAUAUCGUUGUUUCAUUUACUAAUGCUACUCUCGUCCUUUCUAUUGGUGAGACGGUCGAAGAAGUUAGUGAUAGUGGGUUCCUUGAUACCACCCCUUCUCUUGAUGUAUCAUUGAUAGGCGAUGAUUCGCUGAUGCAAGUUCAUCCGACUGGUAUCAGGCAUAUAAGAGAAGAUGGACGUAUAAAUGAGUGGAGAACUCCUGGAAAAAGAACAAUUGUUAAGGUUGGUUCCAAUAGACUUCAGGUUGUAGUUGCAUUGAGUGGAGGAGAACUUAUAUACUUUGAGGUAGAUAUGACUGGCCAGCUUAUGGAGGUAGAGAAACAUGAAAUGUCGGGGGAUAUAGCUUGUUUGGACAUUGCACCUGUACCUGAAGGAAGACAGAGAUCCCGCUUUCUAGCAGUGGGAUCAUACGACAACACUAUCCGUAUCUUAUCAUUAGAUCCUGAUGAUUGUAUGCAGGUUCUGAGCCUGCAAAGUGUAUCAUCACCCCCAGAUUCUCUCCUUUUUCUUGAAGUUCAAGCAUCUAUUGGUGGUGAGGAUGGUGCAGACCACCCUGCUAGCCUUUUUCUCAAUGCAGGUUUGCAGAGUGGUGUUCUAUUCAGAACAGUGGUUGAUAUGGUGACAGGCCAGCUGUCAGAUGCCCGAUCUCGUUUCUUAGGGCUUAGAGCACCAAAGCUCUUUUCUGUUGCUGUGAGGGGACGCCGUGCUAUGCUCUGUUUGUCAAGUAGACCAUGGCUUGGUUAUAUCCACCAAGGACAUUUUUUGCUGACUCCCUUGUCGUAUGAGACUCUUGAAUAUGCAGCCUCAUUCUCAUCCGAUCAGUGUGCCGAAGGUGUUGUUGCUGUUGCUGGAGAUGCGUUGAGAGUUUUUACCAUAGAGAGGUUGGGUGAAACGUUUAAUGAAACAACGAUCCCUUUACGGUACACACCAAGAAAAUUUGUGAUUCAAAACAAGAGGAAGCUUUUGGUUAUCAUUGAGAGUGAUCAAGGAGCAUUUGCUGCAGAAGACCGUGAAGCUGCAAGAAAGGAAUGUUUUGAGGCAGCUGGAAUGGGUGAAAAUGGUAAAACGGAGACGGAGAAUGGUGCUGAUGAUGAGGAUAAGGAUGAUCCCCUCUCAGAUGAGCAGUAUGGUUAUCCUAAAGCAGAGUCGGACAAAUGGGUUUCUUGUAUAAGAGUUCUUGAUCCAAGGACAACGGAAACAACUUGUCUGCUUGAGCUUCAGGACAAUGAAGCUGCCUUCAGUAUAUGCACGGUAAAUUUCCAUGAUAAAGAGUAUGGAACUCUUCUAGCUGUUGGUACAGCCAAAAGCUUGCAGUUCUGGCCAAAGAGAUCUUUCUCGGCUGGAUAUAUUCAUAUUUAUCGUUUCCUGAAAGAUGGUAAAUCGCUUGAACUACUGCAUAAGACACAAGUGGAUGGUGUACCUCUUGCAUUGUCCCAAUUUCAAGGAAGAUUACUUGCUGGAAUAGGACCAGUUCUCAGAUUGUAUGAUUUGGGGAAACGGAGACUGCUUAGGAAAUGUGAGAAUAAAUUAUUUCCCAACACAAUUAACUCUAUUCAUACAUAUCGUGACCGGAUUUAUGUGGGUGAUAUUCAGGAGUCGUUCCAUUAUUGCAAGUAUAGGCGUGACGAAAAUCAACUAUAUAUAUUCGCUGAUGAUUCUGUCCCAAGAUGGCUCACUGCAUCAUACCAUAUAGACUUUGACACGAUGGCAGGUGGAGACAAGUUUGGGAACAUCUAUUUUGUGAGACUACCACAAGAUGUAUCUGAUGAGAUUGAAGAAGAUCCAACUGGUGGAAAGAUAAAAUGGGAGCAGGGCAAGCUGAAUGGAGCCCCAAACAAAGUUGAAGAAAUAGUGCAAUUUCAUGUUGGCGAUGUUGUAACAUGCUUGCAGAAAGCAUCUCUUAUUCCUGGAGGUCAAGAAUCUCUUAUAUAUGGAACUGUAAUGGGAAGCUUAGGGGCAUUGCUUGCAUUCAGCUCAAGAGAUGAUGUUGACUUUUUCAAUCAUUUGGAGAUGCAUAUGAGACAGGAACACCCACCUUUAUGUGGAAGAGAUCACAUGGCUUAUAGAUCUGCGUAUUUUCCUGUUAAGGAUGUGGUCGAUGGAGAUCUGUGUGAGCAGUUUCCAACUUUGCCCAUGGAUUUGCAGCGAAAAAUUGCUGAUGAAUUGGAUAGGACUCCAGGAGAGAUACUGAAAAAACUUGAAGAAAUACGCAAUAAAAUUGUCUGAGAUAUUUAGAGCAAAGGUUGCAAGUUAUGGCCCUCUGCACAUGUCGUUCGUCGGCUUUUCACAUUGUCUGCUCGGAAUUGGGAGAAUGCACUUUCUCCUGAAGAGGUUAAUGUGACUGCACCCUGUGAGUAAAGACAGAGACACUGACAUUUAACCCGCGGCCAUUUGAUGUAUCGAGCCCAAUGAAUAUAUUGUUGUAGCUACAUUUGCAGCAAUGUUAAUUUAAAAUAUUAUGUUAGAUACUGAUGUUAUUAACAUAGUUCGAUGUGCCAACAGUUUUCUUUUUUAUUGAA
This is a messenger RNA of Daucus carota subsp. sativus, 4068 nucleotides long. RefSeq names its product spliceosome-associated protein 130 A. NCBI's taxonomy places the organism in Eukaryota, Viridiplantae, Streptophyta, Magnoliopsida, Apiales, Apiaceae. Gene Ontology annotation, biological process: mRNA splicing, via spliceosome. The coding region runs from base 140 to 3775 and encodes 1211 amino acids. The transcript has 4 exons. Gene Ontology annotation, cellular component: U2 snRNP; nucleus. Gene Ontology annotation, molecular function: protein binding; U2 snRNA binding. The record is from RefSeq and is a predicted model, not a curated record.